Sardina pilchardus (European sardine) is the source of this 2172-nucleotide messenger RNA. Its product is annotated as protein farnesyltransferase subunit beta-like. Gene Ontology annotation, biological process: protein farnesylation. The coding region runs from base 176 to 1438 and encodes 420 amino acids. Gene Ontology annotation, molecular function: protein farnesyltransferase activity. Gene Ontology annotation, cellular component: protein farnesyltransferase complex. The transcript is spliced from 12 exons. The record is from RefSeq and is a predicted model, not a curated record. NCBI's taxonomy places the organism in Eukaryota, Metazoa, Chordata, Actinopteri, Clupeiformes, Clupeidae.
GCUGGAGGGGAGGGGGGGCAGGAACAAAUUCUUGCUGCUCGCAGAAACUUGCAAAGUAACCGCCCACUUUUAGGCUACCGAAUUCACCAACUCAAGGAGAGAAAGCUGCAGACUGAUGUAGUCUGUUUAUGGGCAGAAGUGGUUCAGCUCCUGUCAGAAGUUCAGUGGAAGUGAAAUGAAAGACCAGCACCCACCUCUGAGAUGUUUCCAGGACUGCCACAGUCGAGAACUGUUUCAGGACGAUGGGUUACAUACGGUGACGUCAGCUGAGCAGAAGAGGGUAGAAGAAAGUAUUUCUGAAGUAAUCCAUGCCCACUUGAAGGACCACAGGAUGCCAAGGCCCAUAUUGCUGCGAGAACAACAUAUUAUUUAUUUGACGGACGGACUGCAGCAUCUCUCGGACUCCUAUGAGACUCUGGAUGCCAGUCGGCCCUGGCUCUGCUUCUGGCUCCUCCACAGCUUGGACCUCCUCCUCCAUCCUGUGGCUCCUGACCUUGCCUCGGAUGUGUGUAAGUUCAUCUCUAGAUGCCAGAGCCCAACUGGAGGCUUCGCAGGAGGUCCGGGCCAACAAGCCCACCUGGCUCCGACAUACGCGGCGGUCAACGCAUUGUGUGUUAUCGGAACACAGGAGGCUUACGACAUCAUCGACAGAGAGAAGUUGCUUGACUUCCUGUAUUCACUGAGGCAGAGGGACGGCUCCUUCCAGAUGCAUGUGGGUGGAGAGGUGGACGUCAGGAGUAUAUACUGUGCUGCAUCUGUGGCCUCCCUCACCAACAUAAUCACCCCCGACCUGUUUGAGGGCACCUGUGACUGGGUGGCCAGGUGCCAGAGCUGGGAGGGGGGCGUGGGGGGAGUGCCCGGGCUGGAGGCCCACGGUGGCUACACCUUCUGUGCGCUGGCCGCUCUGGUCAUCCUGAAAGGACAACAGCGGCUGAACAUCAGGGCACUGCUGCGCUGGGCCUGCAGCAGGCAGAUGCGGUUCGAGGGUGGUUUCCAGGGCCGCUGCAAUAAGCUGGUGGACGGCUGCUACUCCUUCUGGCAGGCAGGCAUCCUGCACCUCAUUCACCAGACACUGCUGCAGGCAGGUGACCCAGCUGUUAGUGUGGAGGGGUGGAUGUUUGAGCAGCGGGCUCUGCAGGAAUACCUUCUGUUCUGCUGCCAGUGUCUCGAUGGUGGCCUUCUGGACAAGCCGGGAAAGUUGCGGGAUUUCUACCACACGUCCUACUGCCUGAGUGGGUUGUCGAUGGCGCAGCACUUCAGCUGUGUGUCUCCUCCUCGAGAGCACAUCCUCGGUGGAGAGGGAAACAGACUGCAGGCUCGGACGCACCCCGUCUACAACGUCAACCCGGAGAAGGUGGCCAAAGCUCUCGCUCACUUCAGCACGCUGCCGCUGCACGAACGCCGACACUCCCACCGCCGCCAAGGCCCGGAUCUCUAAGGCCAUCUGGGAAAACUGCCGUUUCCUUGGGAAAGGCGGGGGGGGGGGGGGGGACCACACCCGUGCGGGGCUCAGGCCUGGAACCUCCAACGGACUUCUUGAGCCUUCACAUCUCCGUCAGCCUGAUUGUGUGGUUCCUGUGUGGGGUUUUGAACCAUUCAGCACUUUAGCCAGCCUCAUCAACCACCGAUGUGGAGAAAGCCUCGACCAGCUCACACACACACACACACACACUACACAUGACGCACAUUAGAUUUUCUUAGUCACUUUGGUGUGUCUCUCAGAUCAGAAUUGGAAAAAAACUGCUUGUGCAAACCACAUAAAAGCAAUUAUCAUUGCUUCAAACAAACAGCAAACGAUUUUAAUACGUCCGUGCAACUAAUUGUGUGGAAAUUUCUGCUGUUUUUUUUAAAUUUCCAAUUGCUAAUGUCAUGUUGGACAAAAUGCAGUAUACUGUGUCCAUGCUCAUCAAGUCAUGCCCCAUAAAACAUAACCCUCAUUUCCUGUUUGUCAAUACAUGCAAAAGUGUUGAUCUAGUUGUUUUAUGUGAAAGGAAAUAUGAAAUAUCUGGCUUAAUGGACAGGAACGUAUACAAAGAUCUAGCUUACAGUGGUGCACAGCUCUGUAAAUCUGUCAUUUCUCCUUUGCACAAUGCAGUAAACGCCUUUUUCUUUAUACUGUAACAAUGUCAACAAUUUGCACUAUGAACAGUACAGUAAAAACUUUGAAACUUA